This is a messenger RNA of Porites lobata, 7348 nucleotides long. The record is from the annotation of a GenBank genome assembly. NCBI's taxonomy places the organism in Eukaryota, Metazoa, Cnidaria, Anthozoa, Scleractinia, Poritidae.
AUGAAACUUACAUCUCAGCAGGUAUGCAUUUAAAGCGGAAAUUGAAGAGUCAAAAUAUAGUGAAACCAGUAGUGGGCAUUCAAACUUUAAUUUUAUACAGAAACACAAAUGCACCGAGAUAGACAUGUACCAACACUGUUCACUUUGUAUAUGCUUCUUUUCAUGUAAUCCCGGUUCACGCUUGUGACUUGCAAAUGCGAGCGCAAGCACAAUCACAAAUGCAGGAAAUAGAAAAUGACAGCACUUGUAAUAUACUUGCAUUUGCAUUUGCUGUGAGGUGUUUUCUAGUGAUUGAUACUGUUUGCGCUUGUGUCGCUCCGGUAAAGCAGCUCUCAGAAACACCAAGUCAACAGCAUAACAAGUAGUACAGGGAAAAAUACACCUUCACUUUUGUAAUCAGAUUCUUUUUCUGAUCUUUUGGUAGGUGUCUGCAUGCUGUAGCAACGUUGAUAUUAUUAUAGUUUAUGUUGUGGCUGGUAACAUAUCCCUAGCAAUGUCUGAGAACACAGACAGUGAAGCAGUUGUUACGGCUAGCCAGAAAGCUACAUGUACUGUUGAGAAUAGCCAAGAGGAACGUACACAGUCAGAAUGCUUGCCUACUGUCAAUGCGACUUCUGAUGAAUUGUUUGAUUCAUUCAUGGAGAUUGCAAAUGAUCCUAAACUCCAUGAUAUUGACAAUAAAAAUAAUGCACUAGGUGGAGCUGAAACAUUAGGAUCUACUGAUGGCUCUGAAAACGUUGGAACUUCUGAUCAGUAUGAAUCAACAGAAUCACCAGUGAAUUUCCUGGUGAAAGAAAGCAACAGUGGUCAAAAUGGACAACCUGAUCAUGAUAAUGUUCCUCUGAAUGAUACUGUCGACAACAACGGCAAACCUGAGGAGAGUAGUUCUUCAAGAAAUGGGGAAUUAUCAGACGUGAAAUCUCCAAAAUCUUUUUCACUAGAUGGUGAGCCUGUUCAAGAUGCCACAGAUUUACCAACAGCAGAGGUAACGUCCCUUUCUGAUAGGAAUGACUGUAAAUUGGAAGAAGUUUUGCCAACAAGUUCUGGUUCUGUUUCAGUGAGUGAUAGUGCAAAACUGAAAGAACCAAGUUGUGAAACUGAAAACCCAGUAAAGAGUCCUGAAAACCAGGAAAAUGCAUCAUGCGAUGUUAAUGAAACAGCGGAUGAUUUAAAGGAGCAAAGUGUAGUUAAUAUACGUGAAUUGGAUAGUGAAAAAUCAUCGUUGGAGAAAAGUGGUGAUGGGGCACAUGAUAAAGAACAAGAUUCCCAAAAAGAAGAAGUUGCCCAUAGGCUGUCCAAAGCCGUAGAAGAUCUAGCGGGCUUGGAGCAAUUGUUAUCUUCAGUUGUGUCAGAGUUUAAAGUUGCAAACAGUGAAAGAACAGUGGAAAAAAUUGAGGAGGGUAAAGAAGGAAAUUCUUUAGAUCAAAAGGAGGAGAAAAGCAUGAGUGAUUAUUCAGGGAAUUUGAGUUUAGAGAAGAAUGAAAAGGAUGUGCAUGGAAUUGUGUCUCAAGGUUCUGAAGGAGAGGAUGAGAGUAAUAAAGGAACUGAAAAAGUUGUUUGUGAUUGCAGCGAAGUAAAAGAGCAAUCAGGCACUUUAGAAUUCAAAGGUGAUCAAAUGAAUAAAAUUGCGGAUUCAGCAGAAUCAGAUAAACAAGUACCUGAUGAUAAAGAUACACAAGUGGAGGAAGAUGCAUCAUUAGUAAGUGACUCAGCAGUGGAAAUUAACAAAGAAGAAUCAAUUAUGGACAAACUUAUUGACAAGAAAACUGAACCCAGUGUGGAGUCUGAGUCUGUGGAAAAACCUGAUGCCGAGAUCAGUGCUGAAGAGUCAACUGAAAAAACACUUACUGAAGGAAAUGGGAUCACGGCUGAUGCCAGCUUGGAGAAAUCUGAGACUGUCAAUAAAUCUGAUCCUAACAUCUGCAAAGGAGAGUCAGCUGAAAAUAAAGUUACUGAAGCCAGCUUGGAGAAGUCUGAUGGCAAGGAUAAAGAAGAUUCGAAUGUUACAAAUGCAGAUAUGUCAGUACCUGGCAUUGAGAUUACCGUGACUGAUGAAAGCGAAACUUCCGAAAAUAAAAGUCUUGAUUCUAUGGACACUGAAGAAGAUGGUCCUUCAAAUGGUAAUCCUUCGAUGCCAUCCACAGCAUCUGAUGAGGGGAUUGACUCUGAUACAGCUUCUGAUUACGGCGAUGAUGAUGAUGGGGUGUCUGAUCCUGAGAACCUGGGCACUGCUGCUAAUGUCUGUAAGAGAAAAUCUUGGUGUUUAGAAAUCAAUAGAGAUCGCUUGUCGUCUGAUUCAUCUACCGUUUCAGAGAAGGAUUUUAAAGAAACAUAUAGCAAAGGAGAUAGUGCCGACGGGAAGUCCGUGAGAGAAGGUGAGGUUUUGACUUCUAGGAACCAGCCACUUUCAUUUACUGUAGUGUAAACUUGUGGUGUAAACUUUUGACAGGGUUUGCACAUGUCCUUAAAAAAUAAUCAUACCCUCUGCGAAAACUGCUGACAUCUUGCGACAUCACCACUGGUUUCCCACACUGAUGACAUGCCACUACCUGCACAUCUGGGAAGUGCUUCUGACUGGUUAUGUGCCCAGGGAAAUUUGCUUCAGCCAAUCAGAAUCAGUACCCAGAUCUGGGUAGUGACGCAUCUUCAGCAUGGAAUUUCUGAGUUCAUUCCUGAGCCCAUUUUAUCCAACCCUGGACUCAAGUGACUAACGCGGUGCAAUAAAUUUUGCUCAAAGAAUUUUUAAGCACACUGCUUUAGCAACACUGAACAAUAAAGAGGGUUGUUACUGCCUUGAUUUUGCACAGUGUUCAGUCCUUUAAAAAAUAGAAAUUGUGUCAAUCGUUGCAUGGGUGUAAACCUGUUUUGAAUGAGACAUCAAAGGCAGUAAUUUUUCAUGAAAGGAUACAUGCAUUAAUGAUAACCAAAUCUAUAUCAAUCAAGGGGUCACCCUUAAGGAAAUGUCAGUUAAUUUUCUAGUAACAUUUUGUGACAUUAUUUUUUUUUCACUUAUCAUAGAUUACAUCAGAGGGCAUCUUCUUAAGAUGGGUGGAACAGGACUCACACCCAAAAACUGGAGAAAAAGAUGGUAAGAUGAUGUACAUAUAGGUACACUAAAUGUAUACGAGUCACUAAUAUGUAUGUAAUGUUUAUGAGGGUAAUUUUGAAGGAGCAUUUUUCAGUGUGAACUACUUCAACGGGGCACUUGGCAGACAAUUAUCCAAUCACAAUGUUUUCUGAAAACAAAAGAUUCUCAACUUUUUUUUUGCAAACAGACCAGUGAAAUUCAAGGAUCAACUAUGCAACUGUUGAAAACUUUAAAACUGUUUGAACCCACCUGACCUCUCAGGAAACACCCCUCAGAUUCAUGAAUGUUAUUGAUCCAUUUGCAAAAAACUUGAGAAUCUUUUGGUUUCAAAAAACCAUUGUGAUUGGAUAAUCUUCUUCUAAGUUCCCCGGUAGUUGCACUGUAAGUAAACAGCCAGUUUGAGAAAUAAAGAAGAUAAGCCUGCAUGCUCAGUUUUUUCAUAACUAUAUCACUUAUUAUAUAAAAAUUCCCACUCGUUUACACGUACUUGUACAUGCAACAAUUCCAUAAUUAUUUUCCAGGUUUGUUUUACGAGGUGAUAACUGCCUUUACUACUACAAAAGUUCAAAAGACAAGGUACCUUGUGGAGUCAUCAUUCUGACAAACUACUCUGUGUCAAAGGCUCCAGAAAUAAACAAAAACCAUUCCUUCAAGUUGACCAAAGGAGGAGCGAGAACGUACUACAUGUGUGCGGGAAGUGAAUCGGACAUGAAGAAGUGGAUGAUGGCCAUGAUGGAUGCAGCCAAGGUGUCUUCUACAGAUGUAUGUACAAAAUUAAGUAUUUUGGGAUCAAUUGAGGUGACCACCUACCCCUCCCCUAAGUCACAAUUUUGCCCUAAUUGAGUGGUGAGUGUUAAUGUUGACUUAGGGGAGGGGUGGGUGGUCACUUACCCAGAAACCUCAUUUUGCUAUUAAAUAAUAUUACUACAACCUGGCCUGUUUUCCAUAGAAAAAAGCUAACAUUUUUCCACUAGUUUCCCUACAAAAUGACAUCUUAGCUCCUGAAUAAGCACAGGAAUUCCACACAAAUAACAUGUCAUCACCCCAGAUCUGGGUAGUGCUUCUGAUUGGCCAUGCCGUAAAGGAAAUCUGGUGUAGCCAAUCAGAAACACUGCCCAGAUCAAGGUAGUGACAUGUUAUCAGUACAGUAUGGAAUUUCUGUGCUUGUUGCUCAGAUCUCAUUUGUGGGAAAACCUGAAAUGGCGUCCUGGCAUGUGGCUGUUUUCUUAGGGUUCUCAUUUAAGUUUGUCAUGAGUUAUAAGCACAAAGAACUAUAAACAUGACUCAAAUCAUCGCGAGUGAACCUAAGGGUUACUGUGAAGUGGUUCUUGCAGUUGCAAUACAGCAUGGCAACUCAGAUGCAGAUCUCUACUGAUCCAAUGACUGUGUGGUUGGAAAGGAAAUGGAAAGGAUUAAUACACACAGUUUUUAAAACUUCUAGGUGGUUGUACACUAUAGGUAUCAUAUUUUAGCAGGGUUCUUCAGUCUUAACAUUUUUCAGUCCACAUUUAUGAGCAUGUAAUUUUUGAGUUCCUUUUGUCGUUUUUCCUCUAGUCCAAUCCAUUCAACAUUUUUGAAGGAAAUGUCCACAAUGUCAGCAUUCCAGCACUGUCAAUCAGAGAUCCUGAUUGCCAUGGCUACCUGUACAAACAAGGAAGUAAUUACAAGAUUUGGCGUCGGCGCUACUUUGUCCUAAAGAAUGGCUUCCUUUACUACUACACUGAUAUGUCCAACACAGUGGCCCUGGGCGUGGUCAAACUCCUUGACUAUACUAUUGCCACAGGAGAUCACAGUGGAAGGAAGUUCUAUUUCAGUGCCUCUUCUCCUGACAAAUCAGUAAGGACUUAUUACUUUGCUGCUGAAAGUGAAAUGGACAGAAAAAGGUGAGGAAGUGUUGACUAGGACAACAAUAUCUCCCCCCCCCCCUUUUCCCCCAUCUUCUAUGCCCUUAGGGAUUUCAAGGGUGCAGGCAUUUGAUCAUAUUCAUAUAUUCAUUAUUCUGGCCGUAAAAAACGGGCAUUUCAACAAAAACAGUUUUUUGCCUGUGAGGUGGGAAUAUGUAGGGUAGAGUGGGGUAGCUUGUGGUGGGGUGGAGAAGGGGCAUGUGAUGUGGGAAGGGGAGCAGCUUCAACCUAACAAAAAUAAUGAUAACAUCUUUCACUUUCUAAUUUCAUGCAAUCAAAGCACUAUAGUUGGAAAAUCUCACAAGCAACCACCUCUAACCAAAACUCCAUAUCUUUGCAUGUUGGUUCGCCAAUGUUAGGUUUAUUUGGGUGACUGUUUAUAUUAAAAUAUCAGUGUGACAAAACAGUGUGUUGGAAGCAUUUGUUACUUAACUUUAAUUAAAUCUCACCUCUCUCUUUUGCUACCUUUGUGUGUAGGUGGCUAUCAAAGUUGGAGGACUCUAUCAAGAAAGGUUCAUCAGCACAUUGAUUGUAGUAUUUUAAAUUUUGCUCAUAUGGGGCAGUUCAUUUGAAUGAAUCACUCAAGAGGGUCUCACCCAUAGAAAUCAGAGAACCACAGAGUGCUGAGAGCUUUGUAGGACGUUUUUGAUGAGUAUUUUUAGGUAAAAAAACAAUGUUUCAUUUGAGCCGGUUUUGUUUAGGCAAUUUUUCAUAACUGAGCAAUUACAUAAGCCUUGUUUGCUUUAAAGGAUAAUUUCAUAUAAGUUCUAGCAGUCACUAAGUCUUAAAAUACUACCAAAAAUAACCAAAGGUUACCGAGUGUGGGCAACAACAAUCAAAGGUAAAAAUGGUUUUGCUCUAGUGCCAUGCUUUGCAUAAGUUUUAACUGACAGAUAAUCAAAACAUGCGUGAUCAGAUUACAAGUGAUAGAAGGUUCAAACACGCGUGAUCAAAUUGCAUUCUGCGCAUUCCACACAUUCUUAGUGGAAGUCCAAACGAAUGCUGGCUACAUACGUGACGCAUGCGUAAUAAUAACGUGGAGGAUUGUGGGCUCCUCUUGUCACAUGCAAAUAUCACCUUGCAUAUUUUUGUCGCUAAUGGGGAGAAUGUGUUUAUUAAUCAAGAUUUUGUGAUCAUUUUCUAUUUUCUUAUGACCUCUGAAUUUAUUAUUACAAGGAGAUAUUUUAGAAGAAAUAAUAUUAGUGGUGGGAUAUCCACUUACAAAUUCUGGUCAUCUCCCUAAAUGGUUAAGAGAUCAAAAAUGAUCAGUUUUUUAAGUAAAAUAUGGAUAUUUUUAGGGAAAAAUGUUAACUGUUGGGACUCAAGGUUAAAUGGUUGGAGAAACAAAGUGGUUUGGAAGCUUUACUUCUGUUAUAUGACUAAGUCAUGUUACAUGUAAAUAGCAGCUUUCUAUUUUUCUUAUUUGCACCCUUCUUACGUUUAAGGGUAUUUUUGAUAGUUCAUUUUUUCUCAUGUAAGUAGAUGACUCAUAGUUCAGUUCUAUGGUGGAACAUUAAAAAACUUGUUCAUGUUGUUAUCUUGAAAAUAUGUUCAUGGAAUGAAGUGAUCACGACUAUCAGAGAAUAUGGCUAAAUUUGUAGAAACCCUCUUGAUAUUUAUCUGGGUGUUUCUGUUGUUGUAUUUUAAUAAAAAUUACGUAGAUAAGGGUUUUAACAAAAAGCAUGUUGGCCACAAUAAAAAUAUUUCUCCAGAAAGAGAUACAGAAUUUUUCAUAUUAUUACCAUUACGACAACUCUCUCUUGACAGAGACCUUCAUAAAGGCUGGUUUUCACUAUUGACGGAAUCAGAGUCUUGUAAGCUGAGUCAUAAGAGCACUUAUGUGAAAAUCAAAAAUUGGAGUCGUAAGCAGAGUCAAGGGCUACAGAGUUGGAGUCAGAAGAAUCAAAACAUUUCCAUUUCCUUUUGACUCCACUUACAACUCCGUCAUUUACGAACAAGUAAAAACCAGAUUGUUGGAGUCCAAAGCAGGAGUGGAAGGAUAAAUUCAACCAAUCACAUGCACAUUCCCAUGCUUUUUGAUUGCUUUACUUCUUCGGCUACUGCUUGCGACUCUGACAGCCUUGUUUUCAUUUGAUUGUAAGCAACAGGGUCAUAAGUGGAAUCAGAACGCUGUUUUCACUAGAUUUUUAAGUUCUAAUGCUUCUGACUACAACUCCUUGCAACUCCAUUGCUAGUGAAAAUCAGCCUUAAGACAGACAUCUCUGUGAGACAGACACUUAAUGUUGGUCCCUGCCUUUUUUUACACCCUUUUUUGAGUCUCUAUAAGAUGGACAGUUAGCACUUGUCCCAAAGGUGUCUAUCUUAGAGUUGACCAUUUUAUAAAUUUCUUAUGACU